Tribolium castaneum (red flour beetle) is the source of this 2087-nucleotide messenger RNA. RefSeq names its product vismay (gene Vis). The coding region runs from base 309 to 1199 and encodes 296 amino acids. The transcript is spliced from 4 exons. Gene Ontology annotation, biological process: regulation of transcription by RNA polymerase II. The record is from RefSeq and is a predicted model, not a curated record. Gene Ontology annotation, molecular function: RNA polymerase II cis-regulatory region sequence-specific DNA binding. Lineage: Eukaryota; Metazoa; Arthropoda; Insecta; Coleoptera; Tenebrionidae.
ACAACCAUCAGUUUGACCGCCAUCGAAACUGUCAUCGCGAAGCACGCGUGACACUAUUUGUGACAUUUUACUCAAAAUCGUCAAAAAAAAGUGUUAAAUCACGCGUGGGGGCCGCGUUUGAGCGUGAAACAUGUGCGUUUUGUUCGUCCGAGUUGUGGCAACAUCUGAGUGCACGUGACACCGCUGACAGGCAUUUAUUUGCCGAGUUUUGACUGGUUUUUCGCUGGUGGAAAAGUGGCGGAAAACUGGAAAAUUGUGAAAAUUUCAACUGUUACGUAAAUUGAUGCUUUGACAGGAUUCCGAAGAAAAUGAAAGUCCACCGCGAACGAUUCCAAUCGAGCAGCAGUACGGACGAAAAUGAAUCCGGAUCCGAACAAGAGGAUCAUCAUCAAUUGAUGCAAAUCGCCAAUCUGAAUAAUCUUUCGGUAGAACCGACGAGGAAACGCAGAGGGAAUUUGCCCAAACAUUCGGUCAAGAUACUCAAGAGGUGGCUGUACGAGCACAGAUACAAUGCAUACCCGAGCGACGCCGAAAAAAUGACCCUGUCUCAGGAAGCCAACUUGACCGUUCUCCAGGUGUGUAAUUGGUUUAUAAACGCGCGUCGUCGCAUCCUUCCCGAAAUGAUAAGACGUGAAGGUCACGACCCACUCCACUAUACAAUUUCGCGACGCGGCAAAAAAUUGACCACUUCGGGUUCGAUGGGAGUGGAACAAACGCGCGCACAAUGGGACGAAGAAAUCGCAACGGUUGGAGGAAAACGAAUUCGUCUCGAUCACGAUUACGACGAUUCAAUGAAUCUCAUGUAUCGCUCGGAGGAGGACAGUCCCAAUGAAUACGAAAGCUCGAGUCCGAGCGAAGAGGAGAAAUUCAACCCGUGGCAGACGGUCAUUCGGUAUGGGGUGGCCAAGGAGGCCCCCUAUCCCACCAAAAGGUCUGACGAGGGCCAGAUCACGGCGAACCAGUAUUGGACGGCGCCGCACCCCCAGCUCUCGCACUUGCCCCAGCUGCCGCACCCCUUGAGCACCCCGAAGGUGCAAGUAAUGCCAGCCCAUCAAAUCAAUCCGCUGCACACGGAGUCGGACCCUCUCAGCACAAACGACGAAGAGGACAAAGACAAGUUCAAAUGUUUGUAUUUGUUGGUGGAAACGGCCGUCGCUGUACGACAGAGAGAGAAGGAGCAAGGAAACGUCCAAGUAUAGCCGUUAAAGGGCGUCGUUGUUUCACUCGUGCCUUGCUUAAAUUUCGUUGUGAGUCAGUUCUAUGGCAAAAAGUUUUACGAGCGUUGUUGUGAUAUAAAUUGCCAAAAUUUGAAAGAGGGAAAAGGGUGAAACUUUUUGUUUUGAAUUAUUUGAAACGGUUCAUGUAGUUGUUUAAUUUUUCUUUCUCCUAGCUUUAGCGAAUUUGGAGUGACUUAGUUGUAAUUUGAUGAGUGAUAUUAAUGAUUGGAUGAAAGAGUUGCGUUUUUUUUCUUAAUUUUUCGGAGUGGAUUAUCUCAUUAAAAUUUCACUCGGAUGCAUUGCUUUUCUCUCUGUGAUAAAACUGAUACGAACAAGGCUUACUAAUCUCCGGAAUUCAUGACAUUUGCAUAACUGUGCCAUAAGAUGUUUGAUGGGAUAAUCUGAUUGUACUUAGUGUAAUGACGUACCUGUCGUGGCAUUUUCGGACUUCUCUUCUUCAAAAUUUCAGAACGUUUUAAAGUGUAGUUUUCUAAGGAAUUUUUAUAUACCGAACGGUUGUACAUUUUGUAAAAGUAUCAUGUUUAUUGUUGAUAAGAUGUAGUAGCAAUUAGCUUAUCAAUUUUUUAAGUUGUCGUAAUCAUGAGGUACUCUGAACGAUUUGUAAAUACCCGUCAUUUCGCACAUAUUUCUCGCGCAAAUUGCUCAAACGUCACAAGUACAAAAUCACGUAUUGUAAAUAAGAGAGAACGAAGCAAUAUUUUGUGUAUCGUAUAUAUUUUUUAGAUAAUUUUCAGCCACUCAAACAGGAGAAACAUGUGCGAAAUCACCCACCACUGCCAGCAUAUUGAGGGCGGUUACCUCAUUUGUAUCUAGAGGUAGAGAGUUGUUGAAUAAAUAUGUUUGAAUCGC